This is a messenger RNA of Saccostrea echinata, 5425 nucleotides long. RefSeq lists its product as uncharacterized. The coding region runs from base 110 to 3421 and encodes 1103 amino acids. NCBI's taxonomy places the organism in Eukaryota, Metazoa, Mollusca, Bivalvia, Ostreida, Ostreidae. The record is from RefSeq and is a predicted model, not a curated record. Gene Ontology annotation, molecular function: zinc ion binding. The transcript is spliced from 2 exons.
UUGGCUCACAGACUUCUUGUUGUGGAUGCAAAAUUACAACUGUUUAAUUAUUGAUGAAAACUUACAAUCUUAGGGCUUCAAUUUUAAUGACAUAAUUAAUGCACACUACAUGAUGGACACGGAGGUUCAGCGUCAGAAUAGGUAUCUCUCUAGAUUUGGACUCCAUCGUAUUCCAAUUGAAGGCGAUGGAAAUUGUUUGUUUAGAGCUAUUAGUUUCUCUCUCUACGGUCAUCAGGAUAGUCAUGCAUAUCUCAGAAAUUUAGCUAUUGAAACUUUAAGAGCCAAUCUUGGAGAGUUUUCAGAUCAUUUUUUAUCAGACAGAGGAACCCCUUUAGAACAAAUUCAAAGAUUAAGUCAACUUGGUACAUAUGCAGGACAGGAAUGUAUAUAUGCAUUGGCAAAAGCUUUAAAUCUCAACAUUCUGGUUACGGUUGGUGGAGAUGAGUCCUCCUCUGAAGUCAUAACCAUGGAAAAUACUUUCACUGCCAAUCCCACACAAAACCAGAUUCAUAUAAUAUGGAGUAGAUUUGGUGGAGGUCAUUAUGAAGCAGUUGGAGACAUGGAAGUUCAGGAGGCUUCAGCUCCACCCAUGUAUAAUCCUGUUAUUGGCAAUGAGAACAACCUUCACACAAAACCGUGGAGAACAAGUAACCCUUUUUCCAAGCCAGUAGAUGUGACACAUUUAGGUAAAAAGAAAUAUGGUUUAAGAGGAAUGCAUUCUUAUGAAAAGUCUGCAGCUUCAGGGAAAGGUCAUAUAUCAGAGCUACAUAGCUAUACCAAGCCAGAACUGCCUGUACAACCAUUACCAGAGAAAAAAUAUGUGUGUUCAGAAUGCAAAGUUUCAUUUUUCAAUUCUGUCACACUUGGAAAGCACAAGGCUAAACACCAUCAGAGAAUUCUGAAAAAGUCAGGAAAGGAUUUGUAUCCAUGCAUGGCAUCAACAUGCUUCUUGCAAUUUAGAACAAAAGAGCAGUUAGUUGAGCAUGAAAUUCAGGCACAUGGGGCAAAUAUUUUAACAGAAAAUCUAGUUUUUGAAACUAAGGAGGAUUUUAAUAAAUUUAAAGAACAGGAGGAAAUAUCAUUAAACACACGUUAUGUGUUAAGGAAUAAGGUGCAGCAGAACAAAAAGAAAGAGAGAGUGUACUCUCUUGAAUGCCAUAGAAAUGGCUGUACAAGGUCACAUAAAAAAAAGGGAUAUCAAGUAAAAUCUUCCAAGAAAAAUAUUAAGGGGAAGUGCCAGUUGAAUAGCAUUUGUCCAGCAAAGUUUUCCGUGCGUGAAAGGGAUGAUGGAAAGGUCUUUGUAAGGUAUAUAAAAUCUCAUACUCAUUCAUUGUCCUUUGAACAAAGCAAAUUCUUGUCCAUUCCGGAAAGUGUAAAAUCAGAAAUUUUAGGUAUGCUGUCCUUAAAAAUACCAAUCAACAACAUUUUGGACAAAAUUCGAGAGAAAUUUUCUGACAGGGAUAACCGGGACAACCUAGAGGAUAUCAAGUAUUACAAUUUAAUUGAUCGGAAAACAAUUCACAACUUGAAAAGGAAAUUGGCAGAUCCAUCAAUUAUACAACAUACCAAUGAUGCAAUUUCUACUUAUUUAAAAGUUGAAAUGCUGAAAAGGGAAAAAUUUAAUCCAAUUUUAAUUUUCAAGCAGCAGGAUGUCGAUAAUAAUCCAUCAAUAACACCAGGACUGAGCAAAGAGGACUUUAUGCUUGCUUUCAUGACAAAACAGCAACUGGAGAUUUACCAAAAGUUUGCCAAUAGAAUAUUAUGCAUGGAUUCAACACAUAAAACAAAUAGCUAUUCAUUUAAAUUGAUAACACUUUUGGUUCCUGAUCAGUUUAGGAAAGGAUACCCAGUGGCAUUCUGCAUUUCUAAUAGGGAGGACGAAACAGCCAUUGCUUUAUUUUUAAAUUCUGUAAAGUCAAGGUCACCUGAAACAAAGGUUCAAAUCUUAAUGACAGAUGAUGACAAUGCAGGAUGGAAUGCUGCAAGGUCUACUUUUGGGGACAAAUUACAACAUUAUUUGUGCACUUGGCAUAUUUAUAGGUCAUGGACACGUAAUGUUCAACACUACUUUAGAGAUGAUGAACACAAAAGUAUUGUUUUUAGUUUUCUAUGUGCUAUGUUGGAAGCGAAAUCUGAGAGCCAGUUUCUUCAAUACAAAUCUGCUUUUGUUGCCAAACUGCAAUCACUAAAUCCAACUUUUUUGAAAUAUGUGGAAGAUAAUUAUUUUUGCAGAGCAGAGAAAUGGGCAAAGUGUUUCAGGAAAGGUGAAUACUGUAAGGUUGAUACAAACAUGUUCAUCGAAAGUUUUCAUAACCAACUGAAAACUGUUUAUUUUGAGGGUAAAAGAAACAAAAGAAUUGAUGUCUUAUUGGAAACUUUGUUGAAGUUGGAGAAUAACUUAUUUAUCAAUUAUUUCAAGAGAGUCUCUUAUAAUCUACCUUCCAAAGAGGAUUCGGAUACACAAAAGAGGCAUGAAAGUAGUCUACAUAUUCAUGACAGGGAAAUAAAGCAAAUUUCUGAGAGAUUUUUUAUUGUAGAAUCCAGGGAAAGGCAAUAUAUAGUUGAAAUUUGGAAUAGGUAUUGUAAUUUAGAGCAUUGUUAUGUUAAAUGCAAGGAAAUACCUUGCAUUGAUUUAUGUUACCACUUAUAUAAAUGCAACUGCCCUGACUAUGAAAAUGGCUAUUUAUGCAAACACAUUCAUAAGGUGCAUAGCAUUUGUACAAGCUACAGAAAUGGGGAUGAAUGUGGGGAAUCUGAUGAGACACUAUUUGUCAACCCACAGCAAGACUCUUCUCAGUCCCAGAAUACCCCCGUUGAUCCAGAAACUCAAUAUAAUCAGAUAAAAAAACUGAUGCAGCAGAUUGAUAGUCAGUUGGAACAUCCAAAGAUCAGGGAAAUGAGAUUUCAAACUAUACUUCAGACAUUUCAAGCAAUAGCUGCUGGUAAUGAUGCAUGUAUCAACCUUUCAGAAGACACAGGAAAGCUCAAGGAGACUGAGAAAGUUUCAGGCAAUGCCAAUAAUAUCUUACAACCUAGAUUUCAUACUACAGAAAAGAAAAAAGGGAGACCUAAAAAAGUUCCAUUGAGAAAACCAACUGAAGAGGAAAAAGAGCAUCUGUUGAGUCAUCAAGACAUGCCACAACCACCUUUGGAAGAAACUGUAGCACCUGUACACACGUUACCAUCAGUUGCCCCAUACCCUCCUUUGAGAUUGGUGCGUACCCCUUCCACCUCAACACAGCUGCCUAGCACACCAGAACAGCCAUUGUUUGAAGUAAAUGGUCAGUUGGGAUUGCAGCCAUGGAUGAGAGUGCCACCAUCACUGAUUGGGAGGAGGAUCAAAGUGAAGACAAAGGAUGGGAAAACUCAAGUCUUGAUAUUCACUAAAGGAGUCACUGAUACAAAUAACAAUCUUCACUGAGACUCUUAUUCAAAAACAUGAAGUGCUUGGCAAAUUUAUGAUUUUUCUGUAUAAAUUUAAUCUCAAAUUAGGUUAUAUUGAUGGAAAAAGCUUCAAGCAGAAGAAUUCUUGAUUAAUUGAACAUCAAGUCAUGUUAUGAAAGAGCAAAAUAUACAGUCUAGAAUAAUUUGAAUGCUUAAUUUCAGACAUUUUCUGAUUAGCAUUUCCUGUAGUAUUUAAAUCUAUGUUGGAUAAUUCAUUCAAGAACUCAUAAAGAUGAUUCAUUUCUAUAGCAAUUAAUGAGGGUGAUUGGUGCUUUAAUAUUUUUUCUUAUCUUUUCAUGUGUGCAAAGACAGAGACACCUGGAAACAGACCUAUUUCACUUGUGCAUAAAGUCAGUCCAGUAGCAGAUUGGCAAUGGUAGAUAGGCUUUUUGCCUUAGGCCAGUGCUCAAGUGUCAUUAGGUUUGAUUUCCAGCUGAGAAUUGGAGCCACACGCCAUAGGAAUACAAAUCCACAGAGAGCCAGAAAAGGGACCUGUUUCACUUUGAGCAUAAAGUCAGUCCAGUAGCAGAUUGGCAAUGGUAGAUAGGCUUUUGCCUUAGGCCAGUGCUCAAGUGUCAUUAGGUUUCCUGUUUAACUGGCAGUGCCUAUGGAAAUUUAUCUCCAUCUCAGGAUCAAGUCCUUUGUUCAGGUGACAAGAAGUUCCUUUCCUUUGUUCAGAUUAUUGCCAAUGUAUAUCAAAUUUCCAUAUCCUGACUUAUGUAGUUCAGAGAGAACUUAGCUCAAGUUUACAUGUUAAAAGCAUAUUUUAAGCAUUAUAGCUUUCAUUUGUUUUUAGUUCACAUAAGCCAAAGGUUGAAGAGAGCUUUUCUGAUUGAAAUGUGUCUAUUGUCGUCAUUGUAGACUUUUCACAUUUUUGACCUCUUCUCCAGAACAACUGGAAAAUUUCAACCAAACUUGGCACAAAUCAUCCUUGAGUAAAUGGGGUUAACUUUGUUCCUAAAGGGUCACAUCUUCUUGGAAGCAGAGACAAUCAAGAAAAAACAAAAAUAGAAAGGACAGGUCUUAAGAUGUGGCUCCUAAUGAUCAUAUAGUGAAUAUGCAUUAAAUCAUUGAAAAUCUUCUUUGUUCCAUAGGCAUUUAGCAGGCAAACUAAGUAAAGAGUUGUAAUGAGAAAAGGUGUUGUUAAUCACAUGUAUGAAAUUCAUAACCACAGGUUCAGGGUUUCUGAUGCUGGGAAAAGACACAAUUCAUAAUGUAGUUUAAUUUUUCACUUAUGGUAAUGAAACACUCAGGUGAUUCUUAGGGCCCUACGAUGGAUCCAAGGAUAGGGAUGGGGCUAAAAUUGGGUAUCAAAUUGAAUAAAAUCUUUUAAAAACAUUCCUUUCUCCAGAAUAGAAAGGUAAUUUUAGUAAUAUUUUUACCAAUAUUUACCCGUAGUCAUAUUGAUAAUGAAGUGUUCCCAUUAUGACUUGAUUCAAGUUUAGUUAAAUCAUAAGUUCUUUGGGCUAAAGUAAGGUCACCCUAUAGGAAAUUUGUUUAUGUGAAUAAGGAGGGAGAUAUUUUACAUCCUGCGGUUUUCAAAAUAAUGGGUCUAAUAUGACUCAGGUGAGAGAUUUGGUCCAUGGGCCUCCAUAUUCUGUUUUUUUGUUUUUUGUUGUUUUUUUUGUUUUUUUUUUUUGUUGUUUUUGUACUUUUGUUGCAUGCAUGCAGGUUCUUUGUUUAAAAAAAAUUAUUUAAAAAAAAAAAUUUAACUGUUUCCCAACUGAUGAAGCCCGGACAGUUGAAAAGUUACUUGUACAUGUGUUAAUUGAUAAACAAAUGGCACGGAGGCUUUCAUACCAGUUAGGUACAUUUUCAUACCAAAUGAAUUAUAUUCUGAUAAAUAACUUAAAAACUUUAAAGAUUCUGUAACUUUUUCUCUAAGUUUAGCCUUCUUGUGUAUUGUUGUUUUUCGUGCAUUUUAUCCUGCUUCCUAAAAUAUGAAUAAUUACAAAAAAGAUGCAGAUCAAUUUACUUGAUU